CUCCUCCUCCUCCUCCUCCUCCUCCUCGGCCGCAGCCACCGCCGCCGCCGCCUCCUCCUCCUCCUCCUCCUCGCACUCGCCCUCCGACCCGGGUCCUCCUGCAGCUCGCCGGCCUUGCUCCCUCCACGGCGAGUCCUGGUUCGCGGGGCGCGCGGUCCGCACGCACCCCGGCUCCCUGGGCCGCCUCUCCUCGCGGCCCGCCCUCGUCCCCGCUGCGGCCGCCGUCUGGGGAGGAGGAUUGAUGUCCCAUCAGCAUCAUGCAGCCGCCGCCGAGGAAGGUGAAGGUUACACAAGAACUGAAAAACAUUCAAGUUGAGCAGAUGACCAAACUUCAGGCCAAACAUCAAGCAGAAUGUGAUUUGCUUGAAGAUAUGAGGACAUUCAGUCAGAAGAAGGCUGCUAUUGAAAGAGAAUAUGCACAGGGUAUCCAGAAAUUGGCUAGUCAGUAUCUAAAGAGAGAUUGGCCUGGAAUGAAAGCUGAGGAACGGAAUGAUUACAGGAGCAUGUAUCCUGUUUGGAAGUCUUUCCUUGAGGGAACAAUGCAAGUAGCCCAGUCUCGGAUCAAUAUAUGUGAAAACUACAAAAACUUCAUUUCUGAGCCUGCAAGGACUGUGCGAAGCUUAAAAGAACAGCAGCUUAAAAGGUGUGUGGACCAGUUGACAAAGAUCCAAGCUGAGUUACAAGAGACGGUGAAAGAUUUAGCUAAAGGCAAAAAGAAGUACUUUGAGACCGAACAGAUGGCUCAUGCAGUACGAGAGAAAGCUGACAUUGAGUCAAAAUCUAAACUUAGUCUUUUUCAGUCAAGAAUCAGUUUACAGAAGGCAAGUGUAAAGUUAAAAGCCCGGAGAUCUGAGUGUAAUUCCAAAGCUACCCAUGCGAGGAAUGAUUAUCUUCUUACGUUAGCAGCAGCGAAUGCACACCAGGAUCGCUACUAUCAGACAGAUCUAGUUAACAUCAUGAAGGUUCUUGAUGGGAAUGUAUAUGAUCACCUCAAGGAUUACUUAAUAGCCUUCACCCGUACUGAGCUGGAGACAUGCCAGGCUGUGCAGAACACAUUCCAGUUUCUAUUAGAAACCUCCAGCAAAGUGGUCCGGGACUACAAUCUCCAGUUGUUUUUACAAGAGAAUGCUGUAUUUCAUAAACCCCAGCCCUUCCAGUUCCAGCCUUGUGACAGUGAUACUAGUUUAAAAGCUGCCCAACUGGUGGAUAUUGAGCUCUCCCCUGUCAGUGCUCUGAGAAUGACCAUAGCUGAGAGCCGACAGCUAGAAUCUGAGACCGGGACCACCGAGGAGCACAGUCUAAACAAGGAGGCUCGGAAAUGGGCCACACGGGUUGCACGUGAGCACAAAAACAUUGUCCACCAACAACGGGUUCUAGAUGAUCUGGAAUGUCACGGAGCUGCAGUAUCAGAUCAAAGCCGAGCCGAAUUGGAACAGAAGAUCGAUGAAGCCAGAGAAAAUAUCCGCAAAGCAGAGAUAAUUAAGUUGAAAGCAGAAGCCCGGCUGGACCUGCUAAAACAGAUCGGCGUUUCUGUGGACACAUGGCUGAAGAGUGCAAUGAACCAAGUGAUGGAGGAACUGGAGAACGAGCGAUGGGCACGCCUCCCUGCGGUGACCAACAAUGGCACUUUACACUCGGUUCACGCCGACGCCGAGAGGGAAGAGGGCGAGGAGCUGGAAGACAGCAUGGACGUGUUUGAUGACAGCAGCUCCAGCCCAUCCGGCACCUUACGGAGUUACCCGCUCACCUGCAAGGUCGUCUACUCCUACAAGGCUUCUCAGCCCGACGAAUUGACCAUUGAGGAACACGAGGUGCUGGAAGUGAUUGAAGAUGGCGAUAUGGAAGACUGGGUAAAGGCUCGAAACAAGGUCGGCCAAGUGGGCUAUGUGCCGGAAAAGUACCUGCAGUUCCCCACCUCGAACAGCCUCCUGAGCAUGCUGCAGUCCCUGGCCGCCCUGGACAGCCGCUCACACACCUCCAGCAACUCCACCGAGGCCGAGCUCGUGUCCGGCAGCCUCAACGGAGAUGCCAGCGCCUGUUUUGUGAAAGCACUUUAUGACUACGAGGGCCAGACCGACGACGAAUUAUCUUUUCCUGAGGGAGCCAUCAUUCGAAUCCUGAACAAAGAAAACCAGGACGACGACGGCUUCUGGGAAGGAGAGUUCAGCGGGCGGGUUGGCGUCUUCCCUUCGGUGCUAGUGGAAGAGCUGUCGGCCCCGGAAAACGGGGAUGCCCCGUGGGCACGAGAGACCCAGGUCUCGCCUUCUCCCAAGCCGGCCAGCGCCCUGCAGCCACUGCCACUGUAUGAUCAGCCGCCCAGCAGCCCCUACCCCAGCCCGGACAAGAGGGGCUCCCAGCUCUUCCCCCGCUCCCCCUCAGCCAGCGAAAACAGUUUCCACGCCGAGUCGCCAGGAUUCUCCCAGGCCCCGCGGCACACGCCUGACGCCUCCUACGGCAAACUGCGACCUGUCCGGGCAGCUCCCCCGCCACCCACGCAGAGCCAACGCAGGCCCGCCGAGAAGCUGGAAGACGUGGAGAUCACGCUGGUGUGAUGCCACCGCGCGCCCGUUCCACGAUCGCUACAAUCAGGGCCAGGCUCGGCGGAGUGUGGCCGCGCUCGCGUUCUCUUUCGGCACCUUUGCAUGAUGCUGCCUCUUGACUGGAGCAAGAGCCACGA
Sorex fumeus (smoky shrew) is the source of this 2677-nucleotide messenger RNA. It is a transcript of the gene FCHSD2, whose product is annotated as FCH and double SH3 domains 2. Lineage: Eukaryota; Metazoa; Chordata; Mammalia; Eulipotyphla; Soricidae. The coding region runs from base 258 to 2552 and encodes 764 amino acids. Gene Ontology annotation, biological process: neuromuscular synaptic transmission; regulation of actin filament polymerization. The transcript has 21 exons. The record is from RefSeq and is a predicted model, not a curated record. Gene Ontology annotation, cellular component: neuromuscular junction; recycling endosome. Gene Ontology annotation, molecular function: protein binding.